AUGCCUAAAUUGCACACAUUUACACAUAUAGGUUGUGAAGACAAUCAAGUCGAGGUGCAUGGAAUUUGUUUGAACCAAACUGUUCCCGGGCAAAGUUGUGGCGUGAAUGCUCAGUGCACAGGCGGCUCCACUUGUCAAAAUGACCAAUGCACUUGCCCGAAGGGAAUGACCCCAAGGGGUAGCACAUGUGUACUUGGUAGGUCUGAUCAGUGUAGUGGGACAGAUUCAUACAUCGUAAGGAAACCUCUUGCUUAUUACGUGUGGAGAAUAUUUCCAGUAGAAGCACCACCACUAGCUUCGUGCCGUAAUGGAGAAUUAUGCACUAAAGCAUCUAUGUGUGUGAACGGCACCUGCAUCUGCCCAGCCGGUCGCCAAAUCAUCAAUGGCCAUUGUGCACCCCAAAUGACUGGUAUGGCUUUAGAGAAUCUUGACGAGAAAGAACACUUUGUGCUUGGAAAAUGUUGA
This is a messenger RNA of Angiostrongylus costaricensis, 465 nucleotides long. The record is from the annotation of a GenBank genome assembly. NCBI's taxonomy places the organism in Eukaryota, Metazoa, Nematoda, Chromadorea, Rhabditida, Metastrongylidae.